Molecule: messenger RNA, 4409 nt
Organism: Dunckerocampus dactyliophorus (ringed pipefish)
Lineage: Eukaryota; Metazoa; Chordata; Actinopteri; Syngnathiformes; Syngnathidae
Gene: spire1b
Product: spire-type actin nucleation factor 1b
Exons: 17
Coding region: 199-2583 (794 amino acids)
Biological process (GO): intracellular transport; actin filament polymerization; establishment of meiotic spindle localization
Cellular component (GO): cell cortex; cytoplasmic vesicle membrane
Molecular function (GO): actin binding
Source: RefSeq, a predicted model, not a curated record
CAACCGAGAGGGCUGUAGCCACACAUCGUCUUGUGAUUCUCGGUAUCAGAACCUUGAGCGGGCCACGACAGCGUCUCACGGUGCGUCCACACUGUUGCUGUUGAUCCAGGAGGAGGACGUGAGUGAACAUCAAUGUCUUCCCCAGGUUAGCGCUUGCUCAUCGGCUUUGCCUGCUCUCGCUAUCGAGAUAAUGAGAGGAUGGCGGAACCUGGAGGCGGGCUGCAUGGACUGACGGAUGCGAGUCAGCUCAGUGAGCAUCAGCACCACAGCACGAUGACUUCCACGGGGGACGCGCGGCCGGAGGAUCUGUCGUUGGAGGAGAUUCUGAGGCUUUACAGCCAGCCCAUCAACGAGGAGCAGGCUUGGGCCGUGUGUUACCAGUGCUGCGCUACGCUGUUGAAGGAGCAUCGGAGGAGGAGAUGCUCCAAUGCUGCCCAGACACCCCCAUAUCCGACGAGAAUAUCAGGACCAAGCGAUGUUCGGAUUGCAAAGGACGGAUCUGUGAAGCUGCAUCACCAGUGCGGUGAAGGUAAAUACAACCUGUGCACGCAAACAGAGGUGAUUGAGUCUCUGGGUAUCAUGAUCUACAAGGCUCUGGACUAUGGGCUGAAGGAAAAUGAGGAGCGGGAACUCAGUCCUCCUCUGGAGCAGCUCAUUGACAUGAUGACCAACAUAGUCGAGAGCGAUGUCUGCCCUGAUGAAGGCUAUGAGGCAACUGAAGAAGAAGACGACGCGGAUGACGACCCUGACAACAUUUCGAAUCUUCAUGGCUACAAGGGUAUCCUUAAGUUUUGUACGGACCAUCUGCCCAGUCAGUCGGAUGCCCCCAGUCACUACCAGGCAGUAUGUCGUGCUCUGUACACAGAGACCAGGGAACUACGGACAUUCCUGGAGAAGAUCAAGAGUGCCAAAGAGAACCUUCGUAAGAUGGAAGAAGAGUCAACAGAUGAUCCCAGCAGAGACCUGGAUGAGUUACAAAACGCAGACUGGGCUCGAUUCUGGGUUCAGGUGAUGAGGGACCUGCGAGAAGGAGUCAAGCUUAAAAAGGUGCAGGAGCGCCAGUACAACCCUCUGCCCAUUGAAUACCAACUUACUCCCUACGAAAUGCUUAUGGACGAUAUCAGGUCCAAACGCUACAAACUGCGCAAAGUCAUGGUGAAUGGAGACAUACCACCCAGGCUUAAAAAGAGUGCCCAUGAAGUCAUACUGGAAUUCAUUAGGUCCAGACCCCCCCUUAAUCCUGUGUCUGCACGUAAACUCAAGCCACCAACACAGCCUCCCCCCACGCUUCAUGAAAGGAUACUCGAGGAAAUUAAAGCUGAGAGGAAACUUCGACCCGUAUCUCCAGAUCAGAUCCGCAGGGGGCGACUGGGUUUUGGCAAAACUCGCAGUAUGCCACAGGACUUGUUUCGUACGGGAUUAGAUGAAUUUAGUCCCUACAUGGGCAGGAGGGCAUCCAGCACUCUGUCUUUGAACAACGAGCCAUCAUCUCCCAAAGCGGCACCCUCCGGAUCUCAGUCUGUACCCCAGAGGAAGAAGCUUCUGAAGGCUCCCAGCCUUGCUGAGCUGGACAGCUCUGACUCCGACGAUGAUAUUACAGGGCACAAAUCAAUAAGUACCUCAAGUGUGGCGACAUCUCUAAUGGAUGAUACAUCUCCUGAAUCAGCACUGGGAAAGAAGACUCCACCGCUUUUCCUGCCCAUUUCGUCCACCCCGCAGCCAGAGAGACGCCAGACCCCCCAGAGGAGACACUCUAUUGAGAAGGAGACCCCAACCAAUGUCCGACUGUUUCAGCGGCCCUCUAAACAGAACUCUAAAUCUCUGGAGGAGUUUUGUUUCCCUGUGGAGUGUCUGUCUCUGACAGUGGAGGAGGUGAUGCACAUCAGACAGGUGCUGGUUAAGGCAGAGCUGGAGAAAUUUCAGCAGUAUAAAGAAAUCUACACUGCAAUGAAGAAGGGAAAGCUUUGCUUCUGUUGUCGAACCAAACGGUUUUCCCUUUUCACCUGGUCCUACAUCUGCCAGUUUUGCAAAAAGCCUGUGUGUUCACAGUGUUGCAAAAAGAUGAGACUGCCAUCCAAACCUUAUUCCAGCCUGCCCAUCUACUCCAUCGGCUCUACUAACACUCUACCCAGGGAGAGGAUAAGUGCCAUGGCUUCUGCAGGACAGGGAUUCCAUGUGGCUGGAGGUCCAGAGACUUCAGCUUUGGCUGAAGCAGCACCGGCUCCGACUUCCAAAGGACCUAGAAAGGCUUCUGGGGCUGCAGCGGUCAAACCUGAGAAGUCCUCCAGUGGCCACCGACGGCCAAGCAUUCACAAGACCAUGUCCAAGCUAUCUAAGCACGGCUCCUUAAAGUCUCAUGAAGCACUGGAGCUUCCACCAGAGCUGACAGAGGACUGGGCCACCAUGGAGGUGUGUGUCGACUGCAAGAAGUUCAUCUCUGACAUUAUCGCCUCCAGCAAGCACAGCCUGUCACUGGCCACCAAGAGAGCUCGUUUAAAACGCAAGACACAAUCCUUAUACAUGUCCUCGCCUAAAGGAAGGGAGGAGUACCGGCCCACUGAGCGAACAAUCAGUGAGAUCUAGACGGUCUUUAUAUGUCUCUCCAGCUGAUGUAUGUACUACAGCCAUAAGUAAUAAACCUCUGGAAUGGAUGGAGGCUCUGUUGCUGUGUUCACGCCGUCAUGUACAGCCCUGUCAGUCGACUGAUCUAUGAUCAUUUGGCCCUUUAAUUUCUGCUCAAGGACUUUAGGAAGGAGAAAGUACAAGAACCACAAUGUUUGUCUGUACUCCCUUCUCUGGUUGCACAACAGAGUGAUCCACCCCAGCUCGCACCGAAACUAAUAAGCACAAGACAGAAGAAAGACUGUCAGACUUCCUUCAGCUGUUGCAAUGUGAGGAUACACGAGGCCUGCGCAGUGGUCAUCGGGUAAAGAGUGACUGUCAUAUUGAAGCUAUACAUUUUGUAUCAGGUUUAAUUUACUUUUGUAUUUUGUUUUUACACUAAUCAUUUUGGAUGAAGUGUCACCCCUCCAUUAUUUAGAGCAGCUUCAACUGUUUAUUAACUAAAAUCUAUUUUUGGGCAAGUUUAGUGCCAUAAAAUGACAUACAGGGUGUCCACAAAGUCUCUUUACGAUGUCAAAUAUGUAUUACACAAGCAGUUGAUGAGAUAUGUGAAUCACAUUGGUUAUAUAUUUUCUGUGGUUAUCAAAGUUUUGCAUUUUUUCCUCCUCUAAUAUUAAUAUUUAUAUUAAUGUUUGUACUAAUCUUUAUUAAUAAUAGUCACUAGUUAUUAUUAUAAAUAAUAAUAAAUGUAUAAUAAUACAUGUAAUAAUUUCCACAGAUUUUUCAAUUCAAUUGCAUUUGUAAUAUAUUUGUAAUAUAAUUGUAAAGAGACUUUAUGGGCACUGUAUUUUCUUCUUCAUGUGACCCAAAAGAAGGUCUGAUAAAGUGAUCCGACAACCCUUUUGCUCCAAGGUUGUAAGUAUUCAUGAAUAACAAGCAAACAAACGAUCGUACAUCAUUGUGUGGUUUGCACGUUCAACAGUAAUCACAGGUGUGUUUAUAUGAACUUGCAUUGAUCGUGCCGUGACCUGUUUCCAAUUAAGGUUGUGUGUGAAGCAUAAGUUAAAAAAAAACAACAUAAAUCCCUUGUAUAAACCAAAAAUUGCAUAGGUGGUGUACAUUUAUGAUGCAAAUGUGCCCAAAUUGAGGAACUAUGUUAAAGAUGUGUUUGAAGUCAUGCUUUCUACUGUUCAUUUCUUUACUUAUACCACUAUGUGCACAUAUAGACACAUCAUUACCAUUGUCACCACUCUUAUUUUAAAAAGCUGCUGCUUGGCAAUUAUACAUGCGUUAACUGGUUGGUUGUUUUAGGCAGCAUCAGUGCAGUAAUCUUUGUACAUUACAUUUACUUUAGUUUUCACACCAUUAAUUAUUUGAAAGUGCAUUUUAAAUGGUAAAUGGUACAUUAGAUAAAAUGCCUAAUACUGUAUUACACAUUUUUUUGCACAGACGUUUAGUUAAAGCCAAACAGUGGAAAACAUACACUCAGCUCAACAAAUACAAUACAUCUUAAUAUACUGCCUUCCUUUGCUAUCCAGAAACUGAUUAACUAACUUGUGGAUUUUUUAUUUUAUUUUCUGCCUUAAAAGUUGUAUUAUAUUAGUGGUCUCACUAAUAUGCUGACAUGUCAUUUGCAGUUACUGUACAAGUUUUUGCUGAAUGAUGUGUUGGUUCACUUGGUUCUUGUGUUGCCUUGAUGGUGUCUGUAGGUUGGAGGAACGAAGGAGAAGUUCACAGGAGAAACAGCAUCAUGCAUGAACGGUUUUGCUUGUAUCUUCAGUGUGUAUUACCUUCAAACUCCAAUUCCCUGGCCAGAGUGCAACAAAUGAACAAAAAAUAAAUGCAAU